CCUUUGCCUGCCUUCUUCCUCAUUCUUGUCCCUUGGUAUCACCGCACAGACACAGCUGGACCUGGUGGGGGUUCUCUGUAGUUCCAUGCUUUCUGUAAUCCUGGUUGCUGGCUCCAGCUGCUGACAGGACUGAUCUCUGCAACCUCCAGGGUCAGGAAAAAGAAAGACAGACGCCUCAGAGCUUCCAAAUCACUUCCUCUUGGCCCAGGAAUAAUGGCUGCCGUGCCAGAAGACGCUUGUGUCAACUUCAAGGAAAUGCUGUUUAUUGACAACACACUUUACUUUAUACCCGAAGAUGAUGGAGACCUGGAAUCAGACCACUUUAGCAGAGAUCACUGUACAACUGCAGUAAUACGGAAUAUAAGUGACCAAGUUCUCUUCGUUGACAAAAGAAAACCUGUGUUCGAAGAAAUGACUGAAACUGAUCAAAGUGCCAAUGAAUCCCAGACCAGACUGAUAAUAUAUAUGUAUAAAGAUAGUCAAGUAAGAGGACUGGCUGUAACCCUCUCUGUGAAGGAUAAAAGAAUGUCUACCCUCUCCUGUAAGAACAAAAUCAUUUCCUUUGAGGAAAUGGAUCCACCUGAAAAUAUUGAUGAUAUAACAAGUGAUCUCAUAUUCUUUCAGAAACGUGUUGAAGGACACAACAAAAUGGAGUUUGAGUCUUCCCUGUACGAAGGACACUUUCUAGCUUGCCAAAAGGAAAAUGAUGCUUUCAAACUCGUUUUGAAAAAAAAGGAUGAGGAUGGGGAUAAAUCUGUAAUGUUCACUCUUACUAACUUACGUUAAAGUUAGGUAUUAAGGUUUUUGUGUUCCAGAAAGAUGAUUAGUACACAUGAGCCUCAUGAUAACCUAUUCUGUAUUUCCAUAACAAAAUACCUGAGGCUGCAUGCUUUAUAGAGUAAACAAGCUUAUUUGUCUCAUG
This is a messenger RNA of Mastomys coucha (southern multimammate mouse), 922 nucleotides long. RefSeq names its product interleukin 18 (gene Il18). The record is from RefSeq and is a predicted model, not a curated record. The coding region runs from base 214 to 786 and encodes 190 amino acids. The transcript is spliced from 6 exons. NCBI's taxonomy places the organism in Eukaryota, Metazoa, Chordata, Mammalia, Rodentia, Muridae. Gene Ontology annotation, molecular function: cytokine activity. Gene Ontology annotation, biological process: immune response; inflammatory response.